AUGGGAAAGUAUGCAACCGCAACCAUAGCCAAGGUCGAAGCCUGCUGUGCACUUGACCCGGAGCACGAACUCGUGGCAAGCCUAGCUUACAAGACCUCGGAGGUGCUAGACCUCGACCCGCCCAACCUCCAGGUAAACGGCGUAUCCAGCAGAGCCGAGCCACCGAGCCAGGACAUCGACGCGUCGAAGCACCUCCUCCUUGUGAAGUUCGGUGUCACAGUUUGGUACCCACCCAAACCGCCUAAGGCGGACAACAAAAGCCAGUGGGUUGGGUACCAAAACUGCGGCGUGAAAGUGCACCGCGAGGCUAAGGAAGAAUACGGCCGGAUGUACCUGCGCCGGCGCGAGGAUGCAAUUGGUGAAAACCAAGUGUAUCAGUGCCGGUGUAAGUACCUUCUGCCCACACUUCGUCCAGACCCGAAAGAAGGUGUGGCCAAGCCAGGCUUCUGGAGGGUGGAGGAGCUGGUCCUGAAGGGACGGCUCUGA
Symbiodinium sp. CCMP2592 is the source of this 486-nucleotide messenger RNA. Lineage: Eukaryota; Dinophyceae; Suessiales; Symbiodiniaceae. The record is from the annotation of a GenBank genome assembly.